Messenger RNA from Penicillium crustosum, 1011 nucleotides. RefSeq lists its product as uncharacterized. The record is from RefSeq and is a predicted model, not a curated record. Bases 1 to 1011 code for a protein of 336 amino acids. The transcript is spliced from 3 exons. Gene Ontology annotation, molecular function: hydrolase activity, acting on ester bonds. Lineage: Eukaryota; Fungi; Ascomycota; Eurotiomycetes; Eurotiales; Aspergillaceae.
AUGGAGUCCGCGAUCUACGAAGGCGCGGUCCGCCCCUCCUCCAGUCUGUCUAUGUCUGGGGCGGGCAUACCUCAGAAUUUCAAGCGAAGGCUAUUAUUGAUUUAUAUCCAUGGCUUCAAUGGCACAGAAACCACAUUCCAAGAUCUCCCUUUGCAGGUCCAUGGCGCGUUGACAGGUUUGCUGACUGACUCGCAUGUGGUCCACACACGUAUAUAUCCUCGUUACAAGUCUGAAGGCGAUUUCCAAGCAGCAGUGAACCAAUUCAGCAAAUGGUUGACCCCCCAUGAGGCAGAUGACCAAGAUGUGAUUCUGCUUGGGCACAGUAUGGGCGGGCUCAUAGCUUCCGAUAUCGCACUUUGGCAUGACGGCGCAAAGCCAAAGCAUAAAAUCUUGGGACUAGUUAAUUUUGACACCCCCUUUUUGGGGCUAGAUCCUGGGGUCUUUUCUACUGGACUGGCAACUUUGUUUCAAAAGAACGACGAAACGCCAGAAGAGAAAUUGGCGGAUCAACAAAAGGCCCUUGAGUUUGAAGCAGUCUACAAUGAUCCCAACUUCAAUCCUUCAGAUCAUCUCUAUCCUGAAUCCAAUGUUCAAUGGAGGGACGGUACGGAUCUUCCCCAUCGCAGCUUGAUCAAAGGCACCAAGAAUUGCUCCCAGAAGAAGAUAGCUAAGGAGAAGAGGAGAGCCGACAAGCAUAGUCUAAAAUCCCGAAUUAGCGCUUUUGCCGCCCCCAUGAAAUUUGCUAGUGGUGUCCGGAAUCACUCUGAACUGCGGCAGCGAUAUAAGCGGCUGAAAGAUUUGGAAAAGGCAGAGCACAGCCCCGAGAGAUUACGCUUCAUCAACUACUACACAUCCAGCACCGGCUGCCGGGAACUCAAAGAAGAGACGACCAAAAAGAGCAAAUGGUCGACGCAUACUCCGAGCAUCGCAUCUUCUACUUCAAGGAGCUGGACGGGGGACCAAGCCUUCUUGGAACGCGAUUCCCCCCUCAACAUCGGACUUCAGUCAUAA